UCACUCUGUCUCUUCUGCUUCAGCUCGAGACAUGGUCUCUUGCUCUUCUGAUCUGGGUACAGCAGCAGGAAUGUUGAGAAACUAACUGCUUCAUGUUUCAUUUUAGAUCAAGCAGCAGAAACCAAACUUCAAGAUGGAUUACAAAUAUGAUACUGGAGUAGAACUGCUGUUGGCUCACAUGAACCUUGAGGACAUCAUAAUCGCUGCAGAGAGGCUGUAUAAACUUGAAGAAGUGGAGGAGGAGGAGGAAGAAGUGGGCUUGUCUUUCGAAGAGGAAAGUCUCUCCCAGGAGGAGAUGGAUGACAGUGAGGUGCAAGAGGAUUCAGUGGGCUCUAGGGGUCCGCAGGAGGACUUUGGGGUUGAUGGGGUUGGUGGUGUGCGCUACGGGACAGUGGCAGACCUCCUGUCCUUUGUCAACCUGCUCUCUGACAUGCAGGCAGCAGCCCUGCAGAAUGUACCAAAGGAGAUGGGAGUCCUGUUGAACAAGAAGUACAUGUCUGUGAAGAAGAGUCGCUACCAGAUUAACCUGGACGUGCUUCUUUUUCCAUGGAAAUUGACCUACAAAAAUCACGGCUCUACCCUCGUGCCUAAGGGCUCAUUUGGGAAAGUCCACUUGGCUCAGGACACAAGCACCAGAAAAAGGAUGGCUUGCAAACUGAUCCCUUUGGAGCACUUCAAGGCAGCAGAUGUGGAGUUCCAGGCCCGUUUCCACCACGAGAACAUAGCUGAACUCUUCGGCGCUCUGCUCUGGGACCAGAGCGUCCACUUGUUCAUGGAGGCUGGAGAAGGUGGCUCAGUCCUGGAGAAGCUGGACAGCUGUGGACCAAUGAGAGAGUUCGAGAUCAUCUGGGUGACCAAGCAAGUCCUGCGGGGCCUGGAGUACCUACACUCACAGAAAGUCAUCCACCACGACAUCAAACCCAGUAACAUCGUCCUGAUGUCGGACAAGGCAGUGCUGGUGGACUUUGGCUUGGCAGUGCAGAUGACAGAGGAUAUAUACAGUCCCAGAGACCUGAGAGGAACUGAGAUGUACAUGAGUCCGGAGCUGGUUCUGUGUCGAGGACAUAACACCAAGACAGAUAUCUACAGCCUGGGAACCACCAUCAUUCACAUGCAGACUGGGAGCCCUCCAUGGGUCAGGAGAUACCCACGCACUGCAUACCCAUCUUACCUUUACAUUAUCCACAAGCAGGCCCCCCCUCUGGAGGACAUACCAGAGGACUGUAGCCUGGCUAUCCGCUCUUUCCUUGAGCGAGCUUUGGAGAGGAACCCUUCACUGAGGAGCUCAGCCUCUGAGCUUUUAAAGGAUGAUGCUAUCAACCCACCCAGAGAAGAUCAGCCCCGCUGCUGGAGCCUGGACUCUGCUCUGGAGGAGGCAAACAACACCAUACUACGGCAGCAGAGCCAGCAGGCCGAGGCUACACAGGAAUCUUCUCUGUACUGUGAAGACUCUGGUCACAUCAGAAGAAACGGCUCCUUGUACAUCGACCUGGGGGCCCUGUCAGGUUACUCUAAACUGGUGACAGGACCCCCCACUUCAGAAUAUGGCUAGCAACGAACUGCAGCAUAUCAUAAAUGAAACUGGACAUUUUCUUUAAAGAAUGGCUCACUCUCCGCUACGGAAGCUGGCAGAUGUUUCCAGAAGGAUCACCUGCUGCAGGUGACUUGACCCAUUGAUGGACUGUGAUUAUUUACAGGAGACCAGAGACAAAGAAGGAAAAGAUUUAGCUCAGACUUAGAAAUGGAAACCACUGCUGGACAGUGGUUAAAGAGAUGCAACGUGGAUCAUCAGGGUGAAGGAUCUACUGGAAAUGAGCAUGCUAUGUUUCAGUGGUUAGAUCAGGAAUCAAACAGCUGUUUCAUAAGUCAACUGCAUAUAAUCUAAUAUUAUUUUACAGGUGAAAUAUGUAAGCUACCUGUUAAAGAAUGUGUGUAUAAUGCAAACAUGUAUAAUAUGUAGUUCUUAAAGGACUUCCUCUUGUUAAUUCCUGUGGAAUUUGAAUGUUAUGAUGUUGGCCAAAUGCAGUUUCUAUGUGAGGUCUGAUUUCUGAUUUCUACAUCCUGUGAGAUGAGGCCUGCUGUGCUUGUUUGAGCCAAUGUGAUUCACUAUUUUUGAGACCAAAACAGAUACUAUUUUAAAAAGAAAACAUUAACUUAUCAUAGCAACCACAUUAGUAAAAGUCCCAAUGGAUUCAAAUGUUUGCACCCCUGUGGCUCUACAAAAGCCCUAAAGAGGUUGAUUUUCAACAACUUAAAUAAAAAUAUUUACAAAUUGUAUGUUUUUAACCAUUAUUGUCUGCUCAGCUGUGAUGUGAUGCUACAUGUGCUGCAGACAGUGUUUAGAGUAAUGCAAACUAUGGUAUUCAAUGCCUUCUGCAUGGCAAAGUAAAUGAUAACACCUUUUCAAGCCCUCAUACUGAUGCAUAGUGGAAUAAACAUUACUAUUCAAUCAGAAGGAUUUUUCUUUCCUAUUCAGGAAUGCAAUGGCCAAAAUUUUGAAAAUCUGUAAGUUUCUUGUAAAAUAAAAUAAAAAAAAACAAUAAAUAAAUGAUGCAUGCAACA
Cheilinus undulatus (humphead wrasse) is the source of this 2562-nucleotide messenger RNA. RefSeq names its product mitogen-activated protein kinase kinase kinase 8 (gene map3k8). Gene Ontology annotation, biological process: protein phosphorylation. The transcript has 7 exons. NCBI's taxonomy places the organism in Eukaryota, Metazoa, Chordata, Actinopteri, Labriformes, Labridae. Bases 134 to 1552 code for a protein of 472 amino acids. Gene Ontology annotation, molecular function: protein kinase activity; ATP binding. The record is from RefSeq and is a predicted model, not a curated record.